Pollicipes pollicipes is the source of this 1840-nucleotide messenger RNA. Its product is annotated as protein unc-93 homolog A. Bases 1 to 1572 code for a protein of 523 amino acids. The record is from RefSeq and is a predicted model, not a curated record. The transcript is spliced from 8 exons. Gene Ontology annotation, biological process: regulation of potassium ion transport; regulation of muscle contraction. Gene Ontology annotation, molecular function: potassium channel regulator activity. Gene Ontology annotation, cellular component: striated muscle dense body; plasma membrane. Lineage: Eukaryota; Metazoa; Arthropoda; Thecostraca; Pollicipedomorpha; Pollicipedidae.
AUGCCGCUUACGAGCCGGACCAGGUCGGCCAGCCUGACCUUGCAACCGGGUCACGGCGACCGACCUGACCCGGCGUCGGGUCACGGAGGCAAACUUGACUUCGAUGGAGCUAAGCCUGCGGGUACAACGGAGGCCAAACUGCGCGACGCGGAGGGUGCCGACAGCCUCAUCGUCACUUCAUUCGGGAAGUUCGAACGGCGGGAGCGCUGGACCAUCCUGAAGAACGUCCUGGCCAUCUCGUUCGCAUUCAGCUGUCUCUUCACUGCCUUCACCGGCAUGGGCAACCUCCAGAGCUCUAUCAAUUCAGAAGGAGGUGUGGGAAACGCCGGUAUGGCCACCAUCUACGUAGCGCUCAUCGUUUCCUGCUUGUUCCUGCCGUCGCUGGUGAUCAAUCGGCUGACAUGCAAGUGGGCCAUUGUAGUGUGCACCUUCCUCUACUCGCUGUACCUGUUGGCACAGUUCUAUCCGAGGCUCUACACCAUCAUCCCCGGCGCCAUCAUUCUGGGCAUCAGCGCCGCUCCCAUGUGGUCGGCCAAGUGCACCUACCUCACCCAGGUCAGUGGCCCUUGGGCUUUGCUGAUAAGACACGGGGAUUGGAGCAGCGCGCGUCCGAGCCGGUGGAUCGUCAAGUUCUUCGGAGUCUUCUUUUUGUUCUUUCAGACAGGCCAGAUAUGGGGCAACCUGAUAUCUUUUCUUGUGCUGACCCCGGAGGAGCAGGCCACAGUCAGCCCGUCAGACGAGGGUCUCGCCAUCUGCGGCAUAGCCUACUGUCCCGGCAGCGAGGAGGCCUUCAACAACACCAACCUGCAGCGGCCGCCGAAGCACCAGAUUAACACGCUGGUGGGCGUGUACCUGGCGCUCGGCGUCGCCGCCAGUGUCCUGCUCGCCGUUCUAGUAGACAGCCUCGGAAAGUAUGGGGAGAACGACAGGGACACCAGUGCCAGCGGCACCCGGCCGUUGACGUUGCUGCUGGCCACCAUGAUGCACAUGAAGAAGCCCUACCAGCUGCUCAUCAUCCCGCUGACGAUGUGGUCGGGAUUCGAGCAAGCCUUCCUCAUGGCAGACUUCACCAAGGCGUUCGUGUCGUGCGCCUGGGGCAUUCACCGCGUCGGGCUGGUGCUGAUCGUCUACGGCAUCACCGACUCCAUCUGCUCCUUCAGCUUCGGCUUCAUCAUCAAGCGUGUGGGCCGCGUGCCGCUGUUCGUGGUGGCGGCUGCCCUCAACUACGCCGCCAUCGCCACGUUCAUCCACUGGGCACCGGGGCCCGACGAGACGCACGUCUUCUUCCUGCUGGCCGCCGGCUGGGGCAUGGCGGACGCCGUCUGGCAGACGCAGAUCAACGCCCUGUAUGGCGUCAUCUUCCCCGACACAGCCGAGGCCGCCUUCAGCAACUACCGGCUCUGGGAGUCGCUCGGCUACGCCGCCGCCUUUAUCUACAGCGACCUGCUGUGCGUGACGCGGAAGGUGGACCUGCUGAUCACGGUCCUGACGAUCGGCAUGCUCGGCUACUUCGCCAUCGAGUUGAUGGAGCGGCGCAAGGCCAAGGGCGAUAUGAAGGUCACGAAGGAGUAGCAGGCGCAGGGGAGCCGCUUCGGCAUGGCGAGAUCUACGCCAGCUAUGAGGCGCUCGGAAUCGCCCGUAUCGGCGAAAAGGAAUGGGGUGCAGUCUACAGCCCGCCGUCGAGAGGACCCGCAGUGCACCCGUGGACGUGUUGCGGCCAAAAGCGGGGUCAGCACUGCUUCCUCUGAGUGACAUGGCGUAAUGGACAAUGCGCGUGUAGGAGUGUGGGCCUUCGAGUUCGAGGUGCGUGGCCAAAGUCUGACACGAGUGUCAUCAGUCC